ACAUUUGCCAAGAAAGGGCUAGGGUUAGUGUUAGCUGGAAGACUAAAGGAAUAUUGGGUACAUUUAGGUGGUAGUAAAUACCAAAUGAUGAUGAGCUGAAUUAUGACAUCUACUCCUCAACUCAAGAUGACGCACAUGAUGUAUUCAUUUAUUGUAAAUCUGUCUCGAGAGAGUUUUGACUACACACCCUGUUUACCACAGUUUUGGGUCUGUUCUUACAGUUUAAAAAUUAAAUUUGUUAAUUUCAGUGGAUUAGUGAAACAAUAUGUGCUUUCUCUGGUUGUGCAAGUUUUUGGAUUAACACGUAAAUUCAGACAAUCCUUCCGUUAGACUGAGGUUCAAUGCCUGGUUGACCCACCUACAUAGGUUAAUAUAAAGUUCAGAUUCAACCAUGCAGUCACCAAAUUUCAGCUCAGGAGCAUUCUGAACAUCUCUACACACAGACGACAUGGAACCAAGAGCCUCCCACUACAUUCUGCUACUGUUGGUUGGCAUUUCCUUGGCGAAUCCUGUCAGGAAGCCUGGCCCUCCUGCAUUCCAACCAAUACCUGGAAAUGUUGACAUCACUUCAAAGUUUCUGGAGACCAACAAAGGAUCUUCCGAACACCUUCUUGAAGGAGAUCUGGUGUUUCCCAAAAUCAAAAAUGCUCUCUACUGCCUCAACAACAACAACAACUGUUUUUGGAAGAAAAACUCUAGCAACCUAGUGGAGGUCCCUUACAUACUGAGCAGUGAAUACUCCUCUAUUGACAUCUCAAUUAUUAAGAAUGCCAUGUCUACCUUUCACAACAAGACUUGCAUUCGCUUCAUACCCAGAUUAAAUCAAACUGAUUACAUCAGUAUUGAGAACAAAGAUGGGUGCUACUCUUAUCUUGGUAGAAUUGGUGGCAAACAGGUGGUCUCCUUCAACAGGCAAGGCUGUGUGUAUCACGGCAUCAUUCAGCAUGAGCUCAAUCAUGCUCUGGGCUUUUACCAUGAGCACACUAGGAGCGAUCGUGACAAGUAUGUUAAGAUCAACUGGGAGUAUGUCCCAACUGAUAAGGCAAGCAACUUCCAAAUACAGAACACCAACAAUCAAAACACCACAUAUGACUACAGCUCCAUCAUGCACUAUGGAAGAACAGCCUUCACCACCCAAGCUGGAAAGGACACCAUCACUCCCAUUCCUAAUGCAACUGUGGCAAUCGGACAGAGGCAGGAUAUGUCUAACCUUGACAUCCUUAGGAUCAACAAGCUUUAUAGAUGUGUUGUUUGAGAUAAUUGAAUACGGUUUACCCAUCCACAGAUUAUUAAUGUAAAUGGUGAUGGUCUAUGUCUUUCAUGGUUUUUCCUAAAUGAUGUUGGGGGGAUAAAGCAAAUAAAACUUCAAG
This is a messenger RNA of Carassius carassius (crucian carp), 1370 nucleotides long. RefSeq names its product hatching enzyme 1, tandem duplicate 3 (gene he1.3). Gene Ontology annotation, biological process: proteolysis. The record is from RefSeq and is a predicted model, not a curated record. Bases 449 to 1255 code for a protein of 268 amino acids. NCBI's taxonomy places the organism in Eukaryota, Metazoa, Chordata, Actinopteri, Cypriniformes, Cyprinidae. Gene Ontology annotation, molecular function: metalloendopeptidase activity; zinc ion binding. The transcript is spliced from 5 exons.